UAAGGUAAAUUUCACCUUUCGGGAAAUACAAACUGAAUAAUGGCUAAGAAUCUUUUGGUAGUGUUUGCGCUACUUUGUUUCGUUGGAAGUUUCGUUCAGGCCACUAUUCCUGUGAAUGUUGGCUGCCAGAGUACCUCGAAGUACAAAUGGCUAAACCUUGUGCAACCAGCAAGUGUCUACCAGUCGUGCACCUACAGUAUUGCUCCGUACAGUAUUUACGUUUGCCAGUUGAGAGUUGAGUUUGCUACCGUCUUGGCCCAACCGACUUCACCAAAUCUCAUAGACAGCCCAACUUGCAGAAAUGGAUACAUUCAGAUUGGGAGACAUAAAAUUUGUGGUGUGAAUUCAAACCAGCAUUUGUAUGUGGACUUCUUUGGAUCCAACUCAAACAAUCGGGUCACAAUAGUCACAAAUCCCAAUGGUGGUACUUACCAAAUCAAGGUCACCCAAGUGGAGUGUCCAAUUGGUUAUAAGACCAAAAUUUAUCAACCAACGGACAAACUGGCACCUGUGAAGCCCAUCCAGCCGGAGAGCAAACUUAUGAAAACCAUCAUUUUCGAUACAGACAUAAUAGCACCAAGCGGCUGUGACCAAUAUUAUAUCGACACCGUAGGUUUCGUCGAAUCCUUCAACUGGAAUAAUGCACGAGGACCAUAUCCUGGCAGCAUGCAAUACACCGUGUGCUUCAGGAGACCAGUCUCAUCUUCAAGGCUUAGGUUGUAUGCAAUGGACUUCUCCCUGGAAUACAACGCUGCCGACCAAACCAACGGAAAUUGCUACGACUUGUACGAGGCUACCCCGGGUUACUCAAGUGAUUAUGUAAUGGUCCCAUAUUCAAGGAUCACAGAAACUGGAAUCGUCGCAGAUCAAUAUUGUGGGGUCAUCUUGCAAUCCAGAACGGUCGAAUCUACUAUGUUUGGAACGUUCUGGUUCACUUUCAAGGCCGGCAAUUACGUCAAUGGGAACAAUGUAAAGCGUGUAUUCAAGUUCCAAUACCAGGUGAUAUAAUGGACACCUUCAUGCAGAUAUUUAGUAACUUUACUUACACAACAAAUUCUUUUGUAAUAAAAUAAUGUCCAUUACUGUUAUAA
Hermetia illucens (black soldier fly) is the source of this 1091-nucleotide messenger RNA. RefSeq lists its product as uncharacterized. NCBI's taxonomy places the organism in Eukaryota, Metazoa, Arthropoda, Insecta, Diptera, Stratiomyidae. The record is from RefSeq and is a predicted model, not a curated record. The transcript has 5 exons. Bases 40 to 1008 code for a protein of 322 amino acids.